UUCAAACGUCCCAGAACCAUAACUGACGGUCGUAACCUGAACAACAGCGUCAUGGAGUGCUUGCCGGUUGAGACAUGGUCUCAAAUCUUUCUCUAUGCUUGUGUAGACGGCGGGCGUACAGGCUGCGCGCUGUCGGAGACCUGCCGCUACUUCCGCGCCGCGGUCCUCCCGGUGCAAAUGCACAGCGUCGCGCUGGUCGGCGGGCACAAAGCACAGGCAUUUGUGGACGUUCUCGAGAACCGUGCACCCGAGCACCGCCGCGUCGAGCACCUCUUCAUCUCACAACAGGGCAAAGGCCGCCCUGCGUUCAAGCCCGGCGUGCAGCAGCGCCUCUUCGAGCUCCUCGCCCCUACGCUGCGCACGUUCACGAGCACGCUCCCACAGAAGAGCCGCGUCAUCGACCGUGCGAGCGCGCUCGCGCACCCGUUCCCGCGCCUCGAGGAGCUCACGAUGCACGGAUACCUCUUCCAGAACGUGCCGCCCGCGCGCGGCGUGCAGCGCCAGCCGUUCCCUGCGCUCAGGCGGCUGCAUCUGCUCUCGUCGUGCGACUCGACGCUGCAGAUCGUGCGGCGCUCACCGGGCCUGACGCACCUGCGGCUUUCGGGCGUGUGGAUCAUGUCGGACGGGCUGUACGACGGGAUCGUGCGGCUCCUGGGCGUGGCGCACGCGCCGCCGAGCGACGAGCCGCGCCUCCUCCCCGAGACCCUCGAGCGACUCAUCGUCGUCCUCGACGGGAAGAUAUCGCGGUUCUAUUACGGCCAGAACCGCGAGCGCGAGGACGCGUUCCACCACCUGAAAACGCUAGACAAGCGCAAGAUUUUCUCGCUCCUCGAAACAAAGUUCGCUGUGCAUGGGAUAUCAAGCGAUACACGUGGAGAUUGGGGGGAAAGAAUUGUAGGGAAGGGCGGGUGCUGGACUGUCUCCGGAGGUAAGGAUUUGAUAGCGAGGAGCGGGAGGCCUGUUGAGAUCUGAGGGUCAUAGAGUGGUCUGCUGUGGUUCGGAGCGAGGCAGAUACACAGGUUAGAAUCAUAUUGAUACUCGUGUACUGAACCCAGGACAGAUCAGACGUUCAAGAUGAUGGUACUCGCGCGAAUUGCGUGACAGAGCCAAGCCGGUGACGGACACUGCACGUGAGCUUCUGUCACGGCUUUCUCAAUUCAACUACCGUCGUACGCGCAGCGUACUCUCCGCAUAGUCUAUUCUACGCAUAGUUAGUCUUGAAAAGAAACGAAAAGAAUUGCAGU
This is a messenger RNA of Phanerochaete carnosa HHB-10118-sp, 1244 nucleotides long. RefSeq lists its product as uncharacterized. The record is from RefSeq and is a predicted model, not a curated record. Lineage: Eukaryota; Fungi; Basidiomycota; Agaricomycetes; Polyporales; Phanerochaetaceae. Bases 52 to 972 code for a protein of 306 amino acids. The transcript has a single exon.